Molecule: messenger RNA, 1362 nt
Organism: Hemibagrus wyckioides
Lineage: Eukaryota; Metazoa; Chordata; Actinopteri; Siluriformes; Bagridae
Gene: crym
Product: crystallin, mu
Exons: 8
Coding region: 118-1056 (312 amino acids)
Biological process (GO): thyroid hormone metabolic process
Cellular component (GO): cytoplasm
Molecular function (GO): thyroid hormone binding
Source: RefSeq, a predicted model, not a curated record
GACUUCACACGCGCACGCGAAUAACACACUGUGAUAAAGUCCAAGUCAUGUGCUCGUGCGCUCUGUGGCAGGCGUCUCCUCCUUGGUGAACAGAAUCUGGAAAUCUGGAAAAGGAAAAUGGCUGAACAGCCCGUGUUUCUAAGUGACGACGUCGUUGCACGUUUUCUUAGUUACGACGAGUUGAUCCCGAAACUGGAAGAGGUUCUGGGUCAGUUUUCCCGAGGGGUCAGUUCAGAGGUGGUGCAGCCCGUGAGAUCUGUGAUGCCCAUACACAAUCACCACGGGUAUUUGGGGCUGAUGCCUGCAUAUAUUGCACAUGAGGACAUUUUGUGCACGAAGAUGGUGGCCUUCUACAGAAGGGAAGGAAACUUAAAUUUACCAUCAACUCAAGCCACUGUGUUGCUCUUUAACCCUGAAUAUGGCAAUGUCAGAGCGGUUAUGGAUGGUCUCGAUAUCACCCAUAAAAGGACAGCAGCUGUGUCAGCCAUUUCUGCUAAACUGCUGAUGCCAGCUCAGUCAGACGUCUUGUGCAUCCUCGGCUGCGGCCACCAGGCUGUCAGCCAUUACGAAAUCUUCACGCGGCUUUUUUCCUUUAAAGAGGUGCGUGUGUGCAGCCGGACACUGGAGACAGCUGAGCGGUUUGCAGCGAGGGUCCAGGGUCCCAUGAAAGUAUUUACUUCUGCCGAAGAGGCAGUGCAUGGAGCGGACCUCAUCAUUACAGUCACUAAUUCUAGUGAACCGGUGCUGUUUGGGGAGUGGGUUAAACCCGGUGCUCAUGUUGCAGCGGUCGGAGCUUGUCGGCCAGACUGGAGAGAACUCGACGACGUGCUGAUGAGAGACGCCGUGAUUUACGUGGACACCAGAGAGGGAGCUGCAGUGGAGUCAGGAGACAUCAUUCUGUCUGGAGCAGAGGUGUUUGCUGAAGUCGGGGAAGUUUUAAAUGGAACUCGGCCUGCCUUGCGCAACAAGACGACAGUGUUUAAGUCGCUGGGAAUGGGGAUACAAGAUGCAGUUGCUGCUAAGCUCGUGUUUGACAAGUGGAAGAGCAGCCAGUGAAGGACGUGAUGUGGAGAGUCACCAGCCGGCGUUUGGCACAAUUACAACAACUCUAAUUUAUAAAACAGAACACGAAGGCACAUGAAGUAAAUCUCUAUUUAACAGACAUAAUCAUGACAGUGGAAAGUGAUUUCAGAUGAACUAACUGAUUAACACUUGUUUUAUGAAAUCACUGAAGCAUGAAGACUCUCAUUCAGUUCUACAGAAUAUUGUUAAUACAUUGGAAGUGUAGCAGGAGUGCGGUAAAAAUAAAACAUCUGACAUGACUGAAACCUUGCAUGAGAAAAAUAAAUCAUCUGUUCUCAA